This is a messenger RNA of Peromyscus eremicus (cactus mouse), 2873 nucleotides long. It is a transcript of the gene G3bp2, whose product is annotated as G3BP stress granule assembly factor 2. The transcript has 12 exons. Gene Ontology annotation, cellular component: ribonucleoprotein complex; cytosol. Gene Ontology annotation, molecular function: mRNA binding. Lineage: Eukaryota; Metazoa; Chordata; Mammalia; Rodentia; Cricetidae. The coding region runs from base 382 to 1830 and encodes 482 amino acids. The record is from RefSeq and is a predicted model, not a curated record.
CCGAGUGCGCGAGCGCGGUGCCGUUCUGCGCGUGCUCCGCAGAGGGACGCGAGAAGGUUGGGUCCAGCUCUCCAAAGGGAUGCCUGAUUGGCUGGCGCUGAUCUGGGGGGUUCCCUAGCCCUUUCGGCAGGGGUAAAACAAUAAGAGGGGGCGGCGGCAAAGGGGGCGGGACGUCCGUGUUCUUGUAGCUCGUUGCAGCGCUAAGGCUCUGGGGAAGAGGUGGCGUUGAGGGGCCCGAGCUCGCAGCUCUCCGGAUUCCGAAGCCUCAGGCUUAUCGAGGGAGGAGAAUCUGCUGCGGCCGAUCCCGCGACACGCUUGACCUCCGCGCGACGUGCCCGCCGCCGCUGUUGGUUGGAGCAUUUGACAUUGUGCAGCAAAGAAAUGGUGAUGGAGAAGCCCAGUCCGCUGCUUGUGGGGCGGGAGUUUGUGAGGCAGUACUACACUCUGCUGAAUAAAGCUCCUGAGUACCUACACAGGUUUUAUGGCAGGAAUUCCUCCUAUGUUCAUGGUGGAGUGGAUGCCAGUGGAAAGCCCCAGGAAGCAGUUUAUGGCCAAAAUGAUAUACACCACAAAGUGUUAUCUCUGAACUUCAGUGAAUGUCAUACCAAAAUCCGGCAUGUGGAUGCUCAUGCAACCUUGAGUGAUGGCGUAGUUGUACAGGUGAUGGGCUUGCUGUCUAACAGUGGACAGCCCGAGAGGAAGUUUAUGCAAACCUUUGUUCUGGCUCCAGAAGGAUCUGUUCCAAAUAAAUUUUAUGUUCACAAUGAUAUGUUUCGUUACGAAGAUGAAGUGUUUGGUGAUUCUGAACCAGAACUUGAUGAAGAAUCAGAAGAUGAAGUAGAAGAGGAGCAAGAAGAAAGGCAGCCAUCUCCUGAACCUGUGCAAGAGAAUGCUAACAGCACCUACUAUGACGCCCACCCUGUGACUAAUGGCAUAGAGGAGCCUUUAGAAGAAUCCUCUCAUGACCCUGAACCUGAGCCAGAGUCUGAAACGAAGACUGAAGAGCUGAAACCGCAGGCGGAGGAGAAAAGCCUAGAAGAGCUGGAGGAGAAGUCCACCCCCCCUCCUCCCUCCGAGCCUGCUGCGCUCCCUCAGGAACCGCCAAAGGCUUUCUCCUGGGCUUCAGUGACCAGUAAAAACCUGCCUCCUAGUGGUACUGUUUCUUCCUCUGGAAUUCCACCCCAUGUUAAAGCACCAGUCUCACAGCCAAGGGUUGACGCUAAGCCAGAAGUUCAAUCUCAGCCACCAAGGGUGCGUGAACAACGACCUCGAGAACGACCUGGCUUCCCUCCUCGAGGACCAAGGCCAGGCAGAGGAGAUAUGGAGCAGAAUGAUUCUGAUAACCGGAGAAUAAUUCGUUACCCGGACAGUCAUCAGCUUUUCGUUGGUAACUUGCCUCAUGAUAUUGAUGAAAACGAAUUGAAAGAAUUCUUUAUGAGUUUUGGAAACGUUGUGGAACUUCGCAUCAAUACCAAGGGUGUUGGGGGAAAACUUCCAAAUUUUGGUUUUGUGGUUUUUGAUGACUCUGAACCAGUUCAGAGAAUCUUAAUUGCAAAACCGAUAAUGUUUCGAGGAGAAGUACGCUUAAAUGUGGAGGAGAAGAAGACCAGAGCUGCCAGAGAGCGAGAAACCAGAGGUGGCGGAGAGGACCGCAGGGACAUCAGGCGCAAUGACCGAGGUCCCGGUGGUCCACGUGGAAUUGUGGGUGGUGGAAUGAUGCGUGACCGUGAUGGAAGAGGACCGCCUCCACGAGGUGGCAUGGCACAGAAACUUGGUUCUGGCCGAGGAACCGGGCAAAUGGAGGGCCGCUUCACAGGACAGCGCCGUUGAAGCCCACUGUCGGCCAGGUUUUGGCAGUGGUACCUAACUCACCGUGUCUGCAUUCUUGUUCAGUUCUUUUGGCUUUGGAAUGUGACACAGCCUUUUUGAUCAUUUCUUUGAUGUGAAAAGCAUCUUUUGGUUAUCAGUUAAAUUGAAGUGGACAUUAUUCCCCCCAAUUUCACAACAGGAUUCAUAUUGUUAAUUUAUAAAUCUAGACUUGGAGAAUUAAGGACUGAGAAAUGACCAUAUCUAAAACUGUCUACAACAAAAUGAACUUAAAAGGACAUGCCCACUGAAUUCAGGUCAUUUGAGUUAAAAAAAAAAUCCUCUGCUGCACAUUUUGUUUAAGUGUUAACUGUUUCUGCUAUUAAUGUUGGAAACACAAAUAGUGCAAUUGGUGCAAUUGGAGAAUCUGGCCUUUUUUUCUUGGCUUCCCCCCAAUACCAACCAACAGAAACUUGUUAUGUAUUCAUCAAAAUGCACUAUCGGGUACUCUGAAGUCAUUAACAUUGACAUCUGCACCAGGAGGCGACAGGGAAAAACUCUUUCAUCAUCUUUUCCAGUAGAGAAUAGUUUGUGAAGUGAUGAGGGCAUUUUAUCUGCUUGCUGUGACCAGCGUGUGCACACACAAACCUUAACAAGACUGCAAAUAUUCCAGAAGGAAAUCAUUUAGUUAUGAACGAAAUAACAAAAAUGAGAACCUCAAAUGCUGUGGUCUUAAAUACUAGGCCAGAUUUAGUGGCUCCGUAUCUAAGUUUCCAACCUGCCCUCUUGAGUACAGGGAUGGCUGGCUGCUCAACACACUCCUCCCCUUCCCUUUCUUGAAGCUGUGGACAGUAAAAACUGUUUCCUGUAUUUUUGUUCUCUGGUAAUGUAAUAAGCAUGAUGGUGCCUUCUACAACACAUCAUUCCAGUCUGGCUGGUGAUCUGUGCAGUGUAGUUAUGAAUUGCUGUGCUGCGAAGCCAAAAAGCUGCAAAUGUUGAAGAAAAUCACUGAAGUAUAAAAAUUGCAGUAUCUUUAAAAUCAGUAAAAUGGAUGCUUAUUUAUCUUG